Momordica charantia (bitter melon) is the source of this 789-nucleotide messenger RNA. Its product is annotated as peptide methionine sulfoxide reductase. Lineage: Eukaryota; Viridiplantae; Streptophyta; Magnoliopsida; Cucurbitales; Cucurbitaceae. Gene Ontology annotation, molecular function: peptide-methionine (S)-S-oxide reductase activity. Gene Ontology annotation, biological process: cellular response to oxidative stress. The record is from RefSeq and is a predicted model, not a curated record. Gene Ontology annotation, cellular component: cytoplasm.
UAUUUGCCUAUGCUGAAAUCAAUAAAUACUUCGCCAAAACCGAGUCACAAGUGCGAGGAAAUGGCGUCUUCUGCCACUGAUUCCGGCGGGCGGAACCCGGCACUGGACCCGGACACCGACGUCCCCGAAAAUCCGGACCACGAGUUUGCAGAGUUCGGAGCCGGCUGCUUCUGGGGAGCGGAGCUCGCCUUCCAGCGAGCACUCGGCGUGGUCAAGACCGAGGUCGGUUACUCUCAAGGCCACGCGCCGGAUCCCACUUACAAACUUGUCUGCACCGGAACAACCGACCACGUGGAGGUCGUCCGGGUCGUGUUCGACCCGAAACUCUGUCCUUAUACCCACCUCCUUUCUCUCUUCUGGUCUCGCAUCGAUCCCACCUCCCUCAAUCGCCAAGGGCAGGAUGUGGGGGCCCAAUAUCGAUCGGGGAUAUACUACUUCAACGAGACGCAAGCUCGUUUAGCCCAUCAAUCGAAAGAAGCCAACAAGUUGGAGAUAAAAGACACAGAAAUUGUAACAGAGAUUCUACCAGCCAAGAGAUUCUAUAGGGCAGAAGAGUACCAUCAGCAGUAUCUGGAGAAGGGAGGAGGGAAAGGCCUCAAGCAAUCUGCUGAGAAGGGCUGCACUGAUCCCAUCAGAUGUUAUGGUUAAGCCCACCUAAGCUUGUGUCUUUGUUAGUUUCCUGCUUUUGUUGCUUUUGGCUUUGGGUGUGAGUGUGGCCUAUAAUAUGAAUAUCACAAGGCCGUUGCACAUAUCAAUAAUAAAAGUCCUGCUUUCUCUAUGUUAUCAUUA